Gopherus evgoodei (Goodes thornscrub tortoise) is the source of this 5429-nucleotide messenger RNA. It is a transcript of the gene PLEKHA7, whose product is annotated as pleckstrin homology domain containing A7. Bases 35 to 4156 code for a protein of 1373 amino acids. Gene Ontology annotation, cellular component: zonula adherens; pore complex. The transcript has 31 exons. Gene Ontology annotation, molecular function: protein binding. Gene Ontology annotation, biological process: cell-cell adhesion mediated by cadherin; epithelial cell-cell adhesion; pore complex assembly. Lineage: Eukaryota; Metazoa; Chordata; Testudines; Testudinidae. The record is from RefSeq and is a predicted model, not a curated record.
CCCGGCCGGCCGGCUGGCUGUGCGCAAGGCGAACAUGGCGGCGGCGGAGGCUGUGGGGCGGGACACUCUACCUGAGCACUGGUCCUAUGGCGUCUGCAGGGACGGCCGGGUGUUCUUCAUCGAUGACCUGACCCGCUCUACUACUUGGCUGCAUCCUCGCACCGAGGAGCCCGUCAACUCCGGCCACAUGAUCCGCUCAGAUCUGCCCCGCGGCUGGGAGGAGGGGUUCUCCGAGGAGGGAGCCAGCUACUUCAUUGACCAUAACCAGCAGACCACGACAUUUAGACAUCCUGUGACAGGACAGAUUUCUCCAGAAAACAUUGAAUUUAUUUUACAAGAAGAGCAGAAUUCACACAUGUCCAAGCAACAAGUAAACCAAAGACCCUCAAGCAUGGUCAGUGAAACAUCUACUGCAGUAACUACAUCCACUGUAGAUACAAAACCUGGCUCCAAGGUUUUAAAAUCUGGCAAUAAAGUUCACAGCUUUGGAAAGAGGGACCAGUCUAUCAAGAGGAACCCUAAUGUUCCUGUUGUGGUGAGAGGCUGGCUACACAAACAGGAUAGCUCUGGAAUGAGAUUAUGGAAAAGACGAUGGUUUGUGCUGUCUGAUUAUUGUUUGUUUUAUUACAAAGACAGCAGAGAAGAAAUUGUUUUGGGUAGCAUACCAUUGCCUAGUUAUGUAAUAUCUCCUGUUGGACCUGAAGAUCGCAUAAACCGCAAGUAUUCCUUUAAGGCUGUCCACACAGGGAUGAGGGCAUACAUUUAUAAUAAGAGUUCUGUUAUUGGCUGUCAGGCAGAACAUUCAGGAAUGCGCACAUACUACUUCAGUGCAGAUACCUUAGAGGAUAUGAAUGACUGGAUCCGUGCCAUGAAUCAAGCUACUCUGAUGCAAACACGUUCAUCACUGAAGAGAGAAACAGGAAAAGCGGAUCAGCAAGCUGUUCCCCAAGCUAACCAUGUGGAUUCUCGCAAAGAGCGUGCAAAGGUGGAUACUGCUGAUAUAAAAGAAAGUUAUCAAAAAGCAACUGAAAUCUUUGAAUAUGAUAGGCAUGAAGAGAUAAGAAAAGAAGGAGAAGAUGAGGAACGUUAUGUCUUCAGAAAAGACAUUCUGGAAGCUAAGAGGGGAAAAUCUAAGCAUCUGUUAACAUCAGGGGAAGUUGAUCAGUUUCCAGAUUUAACAAGUGCAUCUCGGCCCCAAGUUGCUCAGCCUCAGCCAAUUGAGAAGAAUGGGACGUUUCCUAGUUCAUUAAACACUAGUGUUGGCCCAGUGGAGCAGAAUGGUACCAGUUUCUAUAAAAGAAAGUUUGUUCCCAGAGCAAAUCCAGAUAAACAGAUGCAAAGGAAAAACAACAUGACUCAAGUGGAGCAGUGGGUAAAAGUCCAAAAAGGAGACACAAAAAGUCUUGCUUCUGAUCAGAUUCUAACUCGUCAGGGUCCCAGUCAGUCUUCGUCUUUUCCUGAAAAUUAUCAUACCUUGCCAAAGAAUACCAGGCUGCCUUCAGAGAGCUCUUCUCCACCAAAUCGCAACUUGCCAAGUGACUACAAAUAUGCCCAGGACCGUGUUAGUCACUUGAAAAUGUCCCAUGAGGAGAGGAAAGCUAAUAAGGAUGGUACUGUAUGGCAGCUAUAUGAGUGGCAACAGAGACAGCAGUUUAAACAUGGCAGUCCAACUGCUCCAGUUUAUGCAGGUUCUCCGGACUUUACUGACCGUGGUAAAGCAAAAAGUUCACUAGAUGUUCCACGAUCAAUUUCUGUUCCUCCAUCUCCUUCCGAUAUUCCUCCACCAGGACCUCCAAAAAUCUUUCCGCCAAGGAGACCGCACACUCCUGCAGAAAGGGUUACUGUUAAACCAUCUGAUGGGAGACAGAGUAUAGACAUACCUUUUGCUGGAUCUCCAAGGAGGAUACAAAAUCAUUCUCUAAAGAAUUCAGCACACGUUGAUAGAUGCUCCAUGCCUACUAUGGGAUAUAUGACCCAUACUGUAAGUGCACCCAGUUUGCAUGGCAAGUCGCCUGAAGAGCUAACAUUGCUUCUCAUUCGAUUAAGGAGACAUCAGGCUAAGUUGGCUAGUAUACGAAAUUACACAAUCGCCCAAUUACUACAGCAUUUGCCAACUAAUUCCAUCUAUCAGGCUGAUGACACCUACAUCCAGCUGAAGAAAGACUUGGAAUAUCUGGAUCUAAAGAAGCGGUCUCCUUUUAUGAUAACAAUAAAAAAUAAUGGACCUCUGAUCAACAUGGUUUACAAAGUGCUAAAGAACUCAGCACAAGGGUUACUGUCCGGUAUAAAUGUAACAGGGCGUGAUGUACUAAAAGAACGAAGUACAAAACCUGUCAAGAUUGCAGAAAGUGAUAUUGAUGUCAAGCUAAGCGUUUUCUGUGAACAGGACGGGAUUCUACAGGACUUGGAAGACAAAAUAAGAUCCCUUAAGGAAAAUAAAGACCAGCUGGAAUCUGUUUUGGAGGUUUUGCAUAGACAGAUGGAACUGUACAAAGACCAACCACCGCAUGCAGAAAAAAUUUCUUCCCAGCAGAGACUUUUGCAAGAGGACCUCAUUCAUAUUCGGGCUGAAAUAUCCAAGGCAUCCACUGAAAUGGAAAAUGCUUGGAAUGAAUAUCUGAAAUUGGAAAAGGAUGUGAACCAGCUGAAGCAAGCCUUACAGGAACAGAUGAACAGAUCAUUCUUUCCUCAGGAGAAAACACAAAUGCAAAAAGAUUUAUGGAGAAUUGAAGAUGUCACAGCUGGCCUAAGUGCAAAUAAAACAAACUACAAAGUCAUAGUAGAUUCUAUAAAAAAUCCAGAAAGAAAAACAGUGCCUUCAUUUUCUCAGCCUAUCGUGCCUUCAUUAUCAACUUCUCUCACAAUUAUGGAGAGCAAACAUUCUACUCAGCGAACUCCUCCAUCCAGUCCUGUUAAGUCCUCUUUAGAGGUUAGACUGUUUCCACAGCCUUAUUCUCAGCCUAGAACACAGUCUCAACCACAACAGCUGAAAAAAGUUGAGCAUCCUCUUCAGGCACCAGUGAAACUAAAGUCAAAAAUUGAAGAUGAAGCACCACCCAGACCUCCUCUCCCUCAGGUCUACAGUCCUGAUGAUCACCCACCAGCUGUUCCACCUCUUCCAAGGGAAGCCAGUGUCAUCAGGCACACAUCAGUGCGAGGCCUGAAACGUCAGUCAGAUGAAAGAAAACGAGAUCGAGAACUGGGACAAUAUGUCAAUGGAGAUUAUAGGGGAGAACUUCGUUCAUAUAUGAGUGAACCUGAAUUAGCUACAAUAAGUGGUGACCUCAGCCAAACUUCACUUGGUUUCAUAGGUUCUGACAGUGGAUACCAAACAUUACCUACCAGAGGAUUAUCUGGAUCAACUUCCAGACUGCACCAGACAUCCACCAGUUCAUCGUAUGCAACAUUUCAAAGAGAUAGCUCCAAGGAGAGACCAAAGAGUGCCUUGGAACGCUUAUACUCUGGAGACCACCAAAGAUGCAAGAUGAGUGCUGAGGAACAACUAGAAAGAAUGAAGCGACAUCAGAAGGCAUUAGUUCGUGAACGCAAGAGAACUCUUAGCCAAGGAGAAAGACAGUCUGUUUCAUCUCGGUCUUUCAUCCGGCCCGUUUCUGCAGACAUAGGCUCAUGGAAACGAGAACAAGAAUUUGAUUUGCAGUUACUUGAGAGAACAAUACGUGGAGAAGAGAAAAAUGAAAAUGACAGGUUAAAAAUUCAGCCUGUACCAGUGACAGAGAUGGACCUGGAACCUCAAGAUUAUAACUUAGAUAUCAGCCGAGAGUUGUCAAAACCUGAAAAGGUGGCAAUUCCAGAACGCUACGUUGACCUGGACCCUGAAGAACCUCUCAGUUCAGAAGAAUUAGCUGCAAGACACCGUAAUGCAGAAAAGAUAAAGAAUAUUCUUACCAGGUCUAGUAAGCACAACCUGCAGCCUGCUGUUGCUCAGGACAAACACAACUCAGUUGAUUUAGAUUCACAGCUGCAGGAGCAGGAACGCAUCAUUACCAUAUCAUACGCUUUGGCUUCUGAAGCCUCUCAGCGGAGCAAGGAAGUAGCAGCUCACCAGUUGACCUACCCAUCUAAAGCACUCUCACCUUCUGUACCACAGCCACCUCACUCCCCAUUAAGCAAUGGAUUUCACUACACAUUUGUCUAAACACCUUAAAACCAAAGCAGUAACUGAACAUUGACAUAAGAUACAACCCAACAACCAUCUGAUGCCAGAGCAUGGAAGAAAGAAUGUCUUCAUUACACCAGCUUCUCUGAAGAUACUCAUCAGCUGAUCUCAUAAUUUUUCAAAAACAAAUUCAGAGAAUAAUAGAGGGAUUUUCUAUGAAAAACAAAUAAAUUCAAAUCAUUUUAGUUUGGCAUUGUUUUAGUUCAGAUUUUUUAUAUAAAUAAAUGGCACUUUUAAGAUACUCUAUAAAAUACUGAUGUAUUUUUAGAAACAGAAUAUAUUUUAGAUUUUUUUAAUCAAGGGCUGAGUUCAUUUUUUUUUUAAAACUGCUUACACAGACUUUACAAAAUGUAAAUCAAAUAAUCUUGGAAGCACAUCAUGGCAUUUGGGUAAAGCUAACUCAAGUGAGAAGCUUACUGAGAAUUUUCUUCUUUUUUGGCAAAAUUGAUCACUCUCGUGCCCUUUAAAUAAGAAAUAGCAAAGGACUCAGCUUGCAUUUCUAAAUGUUAGUAACCAUCAUGUUUGCACACAAUGAACAAAAUUAUGGCACUCAGCUGCUAACUCCUGUACAUUUUUUAAUUCCAUGUAGUUAAUUUUCAAAUAUAAGUACCCAGUGUGUUGGCAUUGACAAUAGCACUGUCCGCAUCAGUAACAAGAAGCUACAAAAAUAUUUUUUUCUUAAAUUAAGAGGACUGGGAAGUAAAAGAUAUUUUAAUUCUACUGUGUGAAGUAAGCAAUAAAAUGUUAAUAGAAUGUGUGAUUUUACUAGUAAAAAUAUAUAUAUAUUUAAUUGUUUUAAUUAAAAAGCAAUAUGUGAUGUAUUGCAUUAUCCUGGAAACAACAGAAAUAAUGUACUGUGGCACUUGCUAAUUUUGUAUGUAAAUUUAACUGGUGCUUAAUUUCGCCAAAACUUUCAAGUCUGAUGUUUUGCUUGGGUAUAGGGUGAAGAGUUGGCCACUUACAUAUGAAGAAAAUGAAUUUAAAUAAAUUGCUGUUGCUUCUUUACUUGAAAAAAGUAUGUGUACACUUUUAGUGUAAGGCAUGCAAAAAUCGCACAAUACUGUGUAAUUUUUGGUUGAGUCGAGUGCUAAGAGAGGAAUGAUUCACAAAUACUGUGCUGUGUUUUGCGAGACUUUUAACUUCUGUUUCUUUGCUGCAUUCAGAUAAUGGGUUUAAAAAGAAACUACAUGGAUUGAGCUUCACAUUUGUUUAAAAUGCAUAAAAUAAAAAUUCAUAAUGUAUUUUUACGAUA